AUGGAGGCUGCAGUGAGGUGGAUGGAGGAAGUGUUGGUGUUACGGACUCAUGUGAUGGUGCGCGUGGGUGGAGGUUGGGACACACUUGAGCAUUACCUCGACAAACACGAUCCCUGUCGCUGCGCCGCAUUCGCUCACCGGUAUCAGCAGGCUAAAGCAAGUGGCCAGGGUCCUCACAGUAAGAGCUCCAGCACUCACUCCUCCCGCUCCACAAGCCCAGGACCUCACUGGCGCAAUGAGGGCAUGGCACCCUACAAAACCCCCGAUAGGCGCUCUUUGGACCCUGUGUUGGGCGCUACAGCACAUUCCUCUCCAUCACGGCCUGGCAGGUCGCACCAUGCAGCUGUACCUGUGGAGAUGGAGACUAACGCAGGGCGACCCACGACACUGCUGCCUCGACCGCCACGAGACAGAUCAGAACCAUGCCACUUGAAUCCUCUCAGGAAUAAGGAAUCUCUUCUGACUCGCAGGCUAUCAGGAGAUAGUGACUCUUCUACAGCCUCGUCUAAAGGUGGAGGAGGAAGCCCAGGAGGAGGUCGCUUCUCUCUGGGUACACGGCAUGCUCAUAGAGACAAGGUGGUUCUACUGGUGAACCGUAAGGAAGGGAAACACAUUAUUGAGCGUCCUGGAGCGGGAGCACAGAUUCCAGCCCUGAGAACCCCUCAGACCCGUGCCCGUAGUGCUUCCAGAGAGCGCCCUGCACCACUGUCCACCUCAGUCUUGAAACCUACUCCACCACAGGUCCCAACAGAGGUACAUCGAACUCCCCGCACAGAGAGAGGCAGAUCACUAGGACCCGAAGGUCCUAGGAAGCUGCUGGCUCCACGCUCCCUCAGCCAGGGCAAGACUCCUAGAUUGGGUGACGUCAGCCUUGGAUCAUCACCUCGCCGCAGAGACCCUCAUUCUCUUUCAGUAGAUCGGAGAGAGGAACUAAGACCCAAGCACAUGCCCGCAGCAUCCUCAAAAACAAAUGGAAGUUUGCCCAGAAGGCAAGCAUCUUCCUCAGCCUCUAACUCACCUGUGAAAAGCUGUGCCAGCGGUAGUCCUGUGAAAAAGGGGAUGGUAGCGCCACGCCCCCCUGCGCCUUUGUCGCCUUCCACUGGCAGUCGAAAGUUGCUUCCUCCUGUCACACAGCCAGGGCGCCGCUCUCCGCAUUCUUCCCCUCGAUCAAGUCAUCACCACCCACCACGUUCCCCUCGGUCUGCACACAAUUCACGACCCACAGGGAGAGACCAAAAAGGUUGGGCAAAUCCCUACAACCAGCAGCAGGAGAGCCAGGAAGACAGUGGUAUUUUUAGUUUACACCUGCUGGCAAGUCUGGACCCUCAAAAGGAGCAAGACCUAUAUCGCAGCUUUGAGGCCGAGUUUCUGGCCAACACGCAACAAACCAAAUCUGUGCAGGGUAAAGCAUCCACUGGAGGGGAAAUGAGGUCGCUACAGCUCCCUGGCUCCCAACAAGCUUUAGGGGUGCUCCCAGCCUCUUCGGGUGACACUAAUGUUACAGACUCGGCUUACUCUUCUUCUAACUCUUCAACAUCUUCUCUUAAUGUCGGAGGUAAGGUGGGAAUCCUACCUGAUUUGCGAGAGUCUAAACGGACUAAUCCUCGCACCGGUGCACUCGAGGACCCUCCUGCUCUUCUCCACAGCCAGAGUCGUGGAGGCCUCCCCAAUGGAGGGCUCCUGGAGGGAGAGCGAUGGGGGGGUAAAGGAGGAGGUCUUCGUAAGCUCCCUGCCAUCUCCAGCUCCACAGAGGAAGGAGAGGCCUCAAAUCCAGGCCUAUCCAGGUCAGUGUGCCUCCCCAAAGACAUCAAUGGGAGCCUCCCUUUGACGGAGGUGCCGUCGUGGAGGCCCAAUGGAGGGCUCCUGGAGGGAGAGCGAUGGGGGGGUAAAGGAGGAGGUCUUCGUAAGCUCCCUGCCAUCUCCAGCUCCACAGAGGAAGGAGAGGCCUCAAAUCCAGGCCUAUCCAGGAAUAAGGAAUCUCUUCUGACUCGCAGGCUAUCAGGAGAUAGUGACUCUUCCACAGCCUCGUCUAAAGGUGGAGGAGGAAGCACAGGAGGAGGACGCUUCUCUCUGGGUACACGGCAUGCUCAUGGAGACGAGGUGGUUCUGCUGGUGAACCGUAAGGAAGGGAAACACGUGAUUGAGCGUCCUGGAGCAGGAGCACAGAUUCCAGCCCUGAGAACCCCUCAGACCCGUGCCCGUAGUGCUUCCAGAGAGCGCCCUGCACCACUGUCCACCUCAGUCUUGAAACCUACUCCACCACAGGUCCCAACAGAGGUACAUCGAACUCCCCGCACAGAGAGAGGCAGAUCACUAGGACCCGAAGGUCCUAGGAAGCUGCUGGCUCCACGCUCCCUCAGCCAGGGCAAGACUCCUAGAUUGGGUGACGUCAGCCUUGGAUCAUCACCUCGCCGCAGAGACCCUCAUUCUCUUUCAGUAGAUCGGAGAGAGGAACUAAGACCCAAGCACAUGCCCGCAGCAUCCUCAAAAACAAAUGGAAGUUUGCCCAGAAGGCAAGCAUCUUCCUCAGCUGUGAAAAAGGGGAUGGUAGCGCCACGCCCCCCUGCGCCUUUGUCGCCUUCCACUGGCAGUCGAAAGUUGCUUCCUCCUGUCACACAGCCAGGGCGCCGCUCUCCGCAUUCUUCCCCUCGAUCAAGUCAUCACCACCCACCACGUUCCCCUCGGUCUGCACACAAUUCACGACCCGCAGGGAGAGACCAAAAAGGUUGGGCAAAUCCCUACAACCAGCAGCAGGACAGCCAGGAGGACAGUGGUAGUUUUAGUUUACACCUGCUGCCAAGUCUGGACCCUCAAAGGGAGCAAGACUUAUAUCGCAGCUUUGAGGCCGAGUUCCUGGCCAACACGCAACAAACCAAGGCUGUGCAGGGUAAAGCGUCCACUGGGAGGGAAAUGAGGUCGCUACAGCUCCCUGUCUCCCAACAAGGUUUAGGAGUGCUCCCAAACUCUUCGGGUGACACUAAUGUUACAGACUCGGCUUACUCUUCUUCUAACUCUUCAACAUCUUCUCUUAAUGUCGGAGGUAAGGUGGGAAUCCUACCUGAUUUGCGAGAGUCUAAACGGACUAAUCCUCGCACCGGUGCACUCGAGGACCCUCCUGCUCUUCUCCACAGCCAGAGUCGUGGAGGCCUCCCCAAUGGAGGGCUCCUGGAGGGAGAGCGAUGGGGGGGUAAAGGAGGAGGUCUUCGUAAGCUCCCUGCCAUCUCCAGCUCCACAGAGGAAGGAGAGGCCUCAAAUCCAGGCCUAUCCAGGUCAGUGUGCCUCCCCAAAGACAUCAAUGGGAGCCUCCCUUUGACGGAGGUGCCAAUGAAAAGCCAGCAGGACCUGGUGGAAUGGGCUGGGGGGGAGGGAGAUGUACCACAAAGUACCGAACAUCGCUCGGACCUGCCAUAUGACGAUGCUGACCUGCCACUUCUUGAGACAUUUCCCUCCCCUCCACCACCUCUAGAUGACUGUUCUUACCAGGACUCUUCCAGUGAGAGCUCCUCCAUGUGCUUAAGUCUGAGUGAGCCUCCAUCUGAAGGGUCCUGCACUCCUCCUCUACCGCUGGCCAAUGGGGAUACGAAUGACGCAGUCAUCCUCCGUGCCAAGAAAGGUAAAAAGAAGGCAGAGAGGGUGCCCUCCAUCUACAAGCUCAAGCUACGGCCGCGGAUAAGACCCCGCACUGACAACAGACCCGAGAACAGUCCGUCACACAUCCCUACACCUGUACGAUACAGAAAUCAUUGUCAGCAGUCUCCUGCCGAUUCAUCUCCCCUCCAGACCCCACCACAGUCCCCACAUUUAAACAAUCACCAACCCUCACACAAAGCUCUGCAUCAGGCCUUUGCUGACCUCAUCCAGCCACAGCAUCGUUCCCCAGCUAUUGGCUCUAGAGAGUUUGCCUAUUCUUCAGAGUCCAGCCUAGACAACAAGGCCUGGAUGUAGUGAAUGAUGAUGAUGAUGUACACAAGCAACUGACUUGGUCUGUAUUCAUUCGCUCAGCAUAUAAAGCUUUAUAGUCAGAUUAGAGAAAGGAAGGGUGGAAAAAAAAGCACAUUUGUAAGACUGAGAUGAUGAACAUCUGACUGUUGUGUAAAACAUGUAGCAGGAUGCUGGAAUCCUUACUGUCAUUUCACUGGAGACAGAUGUGUCCUAAAGUGGCAAAGAACAUACAACGCCAUUCUUGACAUCGUGGACCAACAUAGCCUGUUGUGAAGUAAAUCGGAGAGCUACUGUACAUGCACCAUCUGAGCUAUGUUUAAUUUUGUUCGAGUCAUCAUUUUUCCAUAGAUUUUUUUUUCUGUUUGAGAAAGGAAAUUACUGCAUUUCCCUUAAGAGAUUUGUAUAGGUUUUAAUGCUCUUUAUUAAUAUCCUCAUGACCUGUUUUUGAAUUAGUUCCAUGAGGACAAAUUUUAGCUGGUUUAGUAAAGUAUUCAUUUGUUAAGUUUUGGAACGAAGUGUAAAAAUCUUAUUUUAAUCAGGGAAUUGUAAUAUACUGAGUAUACUGCAUACUGGAGAAUAAGAGCUGUAGAAUCAGUAGAGCGAAUAAGAUGUUGGAAUCAGUUUGGUGUAAUUUUAUGUGCAAGACAAACGCCUAAAUGACAUUUUGACCAUACUUCCAUGUGAAAUCCAAAUGAUCCAAAUUGGAAAUGCAAUUUAAGUGGCUGUACUGUUGUUUUAGCCCAGGAUAAAUAGGACGGCAUAUCAGCUUGUUGAAUCGGUUCGAGGAAUCUUCUCAGAAACGUUUAUGAGAAGACAUAAUUCACACAUUAUGUGCUUAAUAUCACCUUGGCAGACAAACAAAUGUUGUAUUUUAUUGUUUUCUGUACAAAUUAAUAUGGUUAAUGUAUAGGUUUUUAUGUA
Molecule: messenger RNA, 4863 nt
Organism: Sinocyclocheilus rhinocerous
Lineage: Eukaryota; Metazoa; Chordata; Actinopteri; Cypriniformes; Cyprinidae
Exons: 6
Coding region: 1-3945 (1314 amino acids)
Biological process (GO): microtubule bundle formation; protein localization to microtubule plus-end; regulation of microtubule polymerization or depolymerization
Cellular component (GO): cytoplasm; microtubule plus-end; actin filament
Molecular function (GO): actin filament binding; cytoskeletal adaptor activity; microtubule binding
Source: RefSeq, a predicted model, not a curated record